Gloeophyllum trabeum ATCC 11539 is the source of this 1888-nucleotide messenger RNA. RefSeq lists its product as uncharacterized. The record is from RefSeq and is a predicted model, not a curated record. NCBI's taxonomy places the organism in Eukaryota, Fungi, Basidiomycota, Agaricomycetes, Gloeophyllales, Gloeophyllaceae. Bases 1 to 1587 code for a protein of 528 amino acids. The transcript has 2 exons.
AUGCCUCGACCGUAUGGAAGGCAGACUCAUCUCACCGUGGUUGGCUUGUCCCAACGCGAGGAUACGCAUAGGCUGUCGCCAAUCCGUCGUUUGCCUGCAGAACUAAUGGUCGCCAUCCUCAUCGACGCUAUCGUCGAUGAGAAGGCCGCAUCAAAGAAAGAAGGGCGCUCGCCACAUUCUUGGCUAAAAUUCCUCCACGUUUGUGGCACCUGGCGUCAGCUCAUAUACACAAAGUCAAGCCUCUGGACGGAGUUCAACGCCACGAGUGCGGACGUAACGCAGUACAUGCUGGAUCGCAGCGGCGCACAGAAAGCGGUGGUGAAAGGGUGCAUGCGCGGGUACCCCGAGGAGAGGUGCGAAGGGAUCCUCUCGGUUCUGCAGAGGGAAUCGCGGCGACUUGAGAGCCUGGACCUCGACAUGCACACGGAGACAUGGCGGGGUUAUUGCCUCGGCAACCCAGAGCCCUGGAUGCUGGACGAGCUCGAGUCCCUAACGGUCGCGAUGCCCAUGUUCUGGUAUGCGCAGGCGCAUCUACCAUUCUCAACCGCGAAGCUUAAAACGCUAGAAUCUAAGAACUUUGACUUCCGCGCCAUCUGGCCACUCAUGGGCCCCACACUCAAGAAGCUCGUUGUCAGACUUGAUGCGGCGCUACAGACACCGAGGGCCGUCCAUGCCACUAUCCGAGCGGUCCCCAACCUCGAGGAUCUCACCCUGCACGUCAGGCUAUGGAGGAUCAACUUGAUCGACUACUUGGUGACCCCGCAGAGCAUCACUCUCCCAUGCCUGAAACGCAUCGAGUUGUACAUCAACAGCGAGGAGCAUCUGCGGCUGCUUGCCCUGCUCCAGUAUCCUAUCACGGCAUCGACCACUUUCCAGCUGGACUGCCAAGACUCGUUGGUAGUGUCCGCCCUUAUCAGCGGAGUCAGCCAGGCCGUCAACGACGUGGUGGCCAGGCAGGGCCUCCAUCACUGCACCAUGGGGGAGUUCAACACGUCCGGGAUCCAGAUCACAUUCGCCAGGUCCAGGCAAGAGAUGGAAGCGGGGAUGAGUGAACAGGAGUUCAAGCUGGCCGUUAGUGGCUACCAGGUCGAUCAGGAAGCCAAUAGUAUGGGGCAGCUUGCCCAACACCUCGCGCCUGCAUUCGCAUUGAUAGAACACCUGCAGUUUCCCAGAGCAACCAACCGAAAUGACAGACGUGCCCAUGCUUGCAAGGUCCUCUUUCGAGCGAUGAUUGGGGUGCGGGAGCUGGAGGCUGUCGGGGGGAAAGCAGCACAAUUCCUAUGGCAGAUACUAGCCCCCCGUCCGGCUCAAGGGACGACCGGGGCCGGAAGAUUGUGCCCCAAUCUCGAGAACGUAACCUUGCGCUGGAUGCCGUUUGGUUGGCCAGAAGAGGAGUCCAAGAUUGAUAAGGCUUUUAGGAAUCUGCUAAGCUUUGCUCAGUGUCUCCAAGUCGGAAAAUACCGAACAAACCUUACCAUCGUGGACGGGAUAAAUCUCCCGGAUGAAGUUGUGGAUCGCGUGCGAAGCAUUAUGGUGAACCUGGGGUGGGGUGGGCAAAUCGUGGUCCGGGGGGGUUGGAAAUUGUAAUAGCGGGUGGAAUAACAAUGAGCGGGUCGGAUGAGAGGUGUGUCCAGAGCGCGGGAUGUCAAUCGAAGAGUGCAAAGUUCCCUCGGGUCGUGUCGUAUCCUGUUUCGUACUAUACGUCCUACUAGCAUACUCUACCUUUCACCGUCCUGACAUAAGAGUCUCUUGACUCUCUAUUCUCUGUGGAAUGCAGAAUGCUUCAAAGUUCCGACGAGCCCUGCGAUCUUACCAGAUCAGUUCUUCAUCUAGUCACCAGAGUCGAGGUGAUCAGAGCGAUUCCUGGGUCAUUGCACGAGCCUUUUCU